AUGAACCCUCAACCUCUGAGUUUUCUCGUCAUGCAGGCCAUGAUCCUCGGUUGUGCUACGGUGAUGUCACCCUCGGCUUUCGCUUUUUCCCAGGAGGUUUACCACAAGGGGCCGGUACCACUGGUACUGAAGAGAGGAAGUGCAAUGUGUUCGAUGUGUCGUGGGAAAAUCUGGUUGAAAAGUGCCAGUCGUUGCCAUCGAUGUCUCGUCGUCUGUCAUCAUAAAUGCGUUGAAAAAGCCGCUUCUGGGAUACCCUGUACGCCACAUGCAAUCACUCAAGGAGAUACUGAAUUUGCUGAGGUAAUCACUCUUCCCUUAAUAGUCAUUAUGGUUUUUUUUGCCCCACAAAAACACUUGAGUUUUGCUACAACAGAAUUGUUGGCUUUUGAGGAUUACUCACCUCAGCUUCGUCAG
Ostertagia ostertagi is the source of this 414-nucleotide messenger RNA. Lineage: Eukaryota; Metazoa; Nematoda; Chromadorea; Rhabditida; Trichostrongylidae. The record is from the annotation of a GenBank genome assembly.